Messenger RNA from Coffea eugenioides, 1848 nucleotides. RefSeq names its product disease resistance protein At4g27190-like. Bases 1 to 1848 code for a protein of 615 amino acids. The transcript has a single exon. The record is from RefSeq and is a predicted model, not a curated record. Lineage: Eukaryota; Viridiplantae; Streptophyta; Magnoliopsida; Gentianales; Rubiaceae. Gene Ontology annotation, molecular function: ADP binding; protein binding.
AUGGGGGGCAUAGGUAAGACGACUCUGGCAAAGGAAAUUGGUAGGAUGGCUGAAACUAGUGGCCUUUUCAAUAAGGUGAUUUUUGCUGUUGUUUCGCGAAAUUUAGAUGUGAAAAAAAUUCAAGGUCGAAUUGGGGAUAUGUUAGGUCUAUAUUUCCAGGAGGAGAGUGAAAUGGGAAGAGCUGGUCGGCUCUUUGAAAGGCUAACUACCCAGGAAAGAGUCCUGCUUGUAUUGGAUGAUGUUUGGAAUUUUGUUACUUUCAAAGAAAUUGGAAUUCCUGUCAAUUUUGAGGGCAAGGGUUGUGAGAUUAUGAUUACUACUCGUCAAAGAAAUCUUUGCAGCACUAUGGGGCUCAGAAAAACAAAGGAAAUUCCAUUGAGACUCUUGUCAGAUGAAGAAUCCUGGAACCUGUUUAAAAGUAAUGCAGGGUCAUUGGCUGAUACAUUUUCUCCCCAACAAGAUGAUGUCACCAUGAAGGUUGCUAGAGAAUGUUGUGGGCUCCCAUUGGCACUUGUAACGGUUGGGAGAGCACUAAGAAACAAAGAUCUGGAGCUUUGGAGAGCUGCACUUCAGCAACUGAAGAAGUCCAAACCCUUGAACAUCAACUACAAUGAAAAAGACAUUUUCUCAUGCCUAAAGUUGAGCUAUGAUCAGCUGCAAAGUGAGGAAGCUAAAGAUUGUUUUCUAUCGUGUUGCUUGUUUCCUGAAGAUCAUGAUAUAAAAAUUGAAGACAUAGCUAGAUAUGCACUCGGAAAAGGAAUGUUUACAGAUGUAGAGACAAUGGAGGAAGCAAGAAGAGAAACACGAUGGAUAAUCAGAAACCUUACUGACUGUUGCUUGCUUCUGGACAGCAGUACGGAAGAUUCUGUAAGAAUGCAUGAUAUGGUUCGUGACUUUGCCAUAUCAAUGGCAUCUACAGGGGAACAUGGUUUCGUCAUAAAAGCAGGUCUUGGCUUGAAGGAGUGGCCAAAUCAGGAGACUCUUGAACGCAAUGCAGUAAUCAUUUCUCUGAUGACUAAUCAUAUUCAGUCACUUCCUGAUUGCCUAAUUUGUCCCAAGCUCGAAAUUUUGUUGUUGGCAGAGAAUGAGGUUUUUGAGGUAAUACCAGAGGGAUUCUUUCUAGGGAUGCCAACGCUCAGGGUGCUGGAUUUAAGUGAAAAAAUUGGUGCUCGCUCUCUAAAUCGCUAUUUUGAACCUGACAAAUGGACCUCAAUGCCGUCCAGUUCCUUCAAACUUCCCUCCUCGUUUGAAGCCUUGGUGAACCUUCGGACUUUGCAUUUAAAUCACUGCAAGUUGGAUGAUGUAGCAGUCCUUGGAAAAUUAAAAAGACUUGAGGUUCUAAGCUUCUAUGGAUGUGAUAUUGAAGAAUUACCAAAGGAGAUUGGAGAAUUAGUCAACCUGAGGUUGUUAGACCUCAACUUCUGCCAAAAGCUCAAGACUGUUCCGGCAACCCUGUUAUUGCGUUUGUGUCAAUUAGAAGAACUCUACAUGUGGGAGAGUUUUCAUCAGUGGGCGAUUCAAGGGAUGGUUGAAGACACAAGUAAAGCAUGUCUUUCAGAAAUAACAUCCUUGUCCCACUUGACUACUUUAUGUAUUCAAGUAUCCAAUCCUGAAUCGGUUCCCAGAAAAUUGCAUAUACCUAACGUACAAAAAUUUGAGAUAGUUAUUGGUAAAGGGUAUGAUUCAGUGACAUGUUACCCAAACUCAAGAAGCCUGUCACUCCGAGAAAUUAAGACUUCAAUACCUGAAGGAGUGAAGGACAUACUUCAGAACACAGAAGAUUUGAGACUUUUCUGCUUGUAUGAUGAAAUGAUAAGGAAUAUUUUAGAUGUUGAUCGGGGACCUUAA